This is a messenger RNA of Hymenoscyphus albidus, 4432 nucleotides long. The record is from the annotation of a GenBank genome assembly. NCBI's taxonomy places the organism in Eukaryota, Fungi, Ascomycota, Leotiomycetes, Helotiales, Helotiaceae.
CAUUUCCAUACCAAGCACAACACCAAUGCUCCCCCGAUAGCUCCUCGAAAGGAGGACCAAAAGCACCCAAGAUGAGGAAUAUCGAAAAGCUUAGCAAGCUCUCCCCGCGCGCCUUCGAACUUGCACAACGAACCGUUCACAUAAAAAUGUUUCCCACAGCCAGCAGCUUCGCCGAACGACGAGAAGUCCUCCGCGUAAUGGAACAAUUCGGAGAGGUUGUCCUGUUCCGCUCCCACAAAGUACUCUAUCCCAUCUCCCUUCUUCGAAAUAGCCUCUAACCAACCCCAACAGUACUCCCCACGACUCCCAGUCCACAACUCCUUCCUCCUAACCUACACCAACCCCACCUCUUCCAACAACGCCCUCAAUAAUUCCCCAAUCCACUACCGUCUCCUCACCUACCCACCAUCAGCCCCUCUCAGCGCAGCCCAACAGAUAGAAGCCACCCUGGCACCACUCGACCCCGCCACUCUCCCUCCCCCUCCACCCCCCGUAGAAAAAACCUUUGAGCUCCACAUCAACAACACCUCCUUCGACCACAUAAAGCACAUACAAAGCCCCAGAACCAACCCGCUCUACGGAUCUUUCACUCCCGUCAAGCCAUCGAUUUCCUACAUCGCCGCCUCCCUUGAGGCCGUGAUCCCCCCCUCAAUCUUCGCGCCCGGCCUGCGGGACUGGGAGACCGAGACGGAGAGCAUAAAUAAUGCAGGAACUGACGGUCAGAAUAUCGCAGCGAUCUUUGCACAACGGGAGAGGAGGAGACAGGCUAGGAUGCAGCCCAGAGUUUUGCGAGGAUUGAUGAAUUUACGGAGGGAGUGGGAGGAUAAGCAGGUUGCCUCCGCAACGAAGAAUAAGGCUCCUUGAAGAAGUCCACUGAAAGCGAAAUAAGAACGACGCUUUUCCGACGCCUGAAAAGGUAGUGUCGGAUCGAAUGCUCCGAGGAUUGAGCCCCGUAAUCUGAUCGUAUAAGCGCAGAAACACGUCCGGGACAAUUCCAAAACUUCAGAGAGCUGGUUUUGGAUCUGGCAAAUAUCUACUUUUGCCAACUCAGCCAGCUAAAGCAUGGACGAAAUGAGAAUUGUAUCGGAAUCUGUUUAUGAAUAGCAUCUGGGCGCCGAGAAGCCCAUGAAAUGAGAGAAUGCAAGGAUUCAGGGAUUUUCUACCGCACGUCAUAGGACCUUUAGAUUCUCGGAUCCGAUGUAUGCCGUUGCCAAAAGGUGGACUCCACAUGUAUCACGACAUUGUAAUACUUUUUGUACAGCAACCGCUUCGUAUCAAUAGUAAUAGGGAGAUCUGUACCAUAGGAUACACAGGCAGAGCCGUCUCAAAAUUGAUCUCAAGUCACCAAGCCUCGAGUCCAUACCAAGUAAGAAGUAAAAUCUUUACAAAACGACACCCCGAAAGCUAUUUCAAUCACAUCAUGGGGGACAAUUAUGAAGUUUGAUACCAAUAGUCAAUUUCUAGGAUUCGUUCAAAGUCCUACCUCCACAAUUCUCAUCAGCAUCAAAAACCAUCAGACAGUCCUAAAAGUGCUCGUCCAAUACCAAUUUCCCCACCCACCACCAACAUUUACCGUUUCUUGCAAUCCUCUCCUCGCACCAAACGCCUUCCAAAUUCCAUCCACACAGUACAACAAUUUGCCAAUGACAACGAGGACCAAGUCCUUUAAUGAUUCCUUCAAGCCUCUCUCCCGAGUUCCAGGUUCAACAUUGUCCGCCAGGAAGGCUACCCUCUUUCUUGGUUUCUUCCACUUGCUCUCGCCCCUGUUCUCCUCCUCGGACCCUCGUUUCCCGCCAGACUAGACAGUUCUCUCCUCGAGUUCCGCCUAUUGCCCAGAUCCUCGCCUGUAAAUCUCAAUCUAUCUUCGUCGUUGGCAUUUCCUUGAGGAUGGUACUUUUGAACACGAUCCCCUUGCCCAUUUCCUUGAUCUUGGUAUAGCAAAGCUGGAUCCAUUUUCUUCUUUCCAAAGAACUCCUCUACCUCCUCAACCAUAACCAUAUUCGGAUGCUUAGCCUCCAUACUAUUAGCGUCCACCAGCCGAUUCUUCAUCCGAAUCUCACUCCACCUUGUCAAGCUACCCAUCUCAAGUAUACACAUUCGUCUCGUAUGAUGCGUCGGAUUUCCAAUGAUAAUCGGUCGCCAUGGUUCCUCAGCUUCCACUCCCUGAGCACGCAUAAACGCCGAUGUGCGGCGGGCAUUCUUCCAUUGUGAAAGCUCGCCCUUUUUAGAAUCUGGAAUGAUUUGUACAUCCUUGAAGCGAACGAGAACUCCGAGGAGAAGGAUGGAAAGAAUGAGGAGGAUACCAGCCAUAACUCCUGUGGCGGAUUGUUGUCCUAGGUGUCGUUCGGCAGAGCCGCCUACACCCACUGCAAUAGCAGCAAGACAGUAUCCGAGCGCUUGGGUGAUGGCGAACGCAGAUUGCACUCGUGGGAAGGAAGAGUAAUUGGUUCUUUUACCUUUCACUUUGUCACCAGCAGAACCACGAGCUCGGCCAGCCAUGCCAGGUUGAAGAUCCGAGGUGUCGAAGGUUUCCAUCAAAAUGCCAUGACAUUCUGCUAAUGCAAGGUUUGAGAGAAAACCUAUGAGGGCCGCGAACAGAAUAGGUACUAGAAAAUGGACUGGCGGUCCGGUAGAGGACAGAGUGUAUCCUAGGCCAGCAAAUGGAAGCACCAAAACGAAAAUUGCACGUCGAAGCAUAUGAGAAGACCAGCUCAUCUUCUUUUUUCUUGUGUCAUCAUCAUCUGGCCCUUUGCUAUGAGAGCGACUGAAAAGUGAUGCGUGCUGAAAUGGGAUGGCUACCAUAGCACCCAGUGGUACAGACAUAACGCUUAAUCCAACAAAAGGUGAAGUGAAUUUGUAGUACUUGGAUGUUAGUGAACCAAGAAGCUGCAAACAAUUAGUUCUCGGCAAUUUCUCCAAAAGCAGAACACAUACCACAAUAAUCAACACAAUCUGAGCGUACAUCCAGGCGACAUAUACUGCCAUCACCAUGAAGCCAGGCUGUGUGAGCAUACGAAGCGAUAGCAUGUAGCCGUAGUGCAUUUCUUCGCCCCACCAUUUAGGACCAGUCUUUACCAUAUGCAUCUUGACUUCCCCACGAGCAAGUCGACGAGAAACCGUUUCGCCACUCUUGACCUCGGCGACGGAUCGUCUGAAUGCCGAACGUCUGACUUCGGGUGUGAUGAUGUUCAGAAACAAGACUCCAGCAAUGAUGAAAAUGCUGGUGUAAAAUCCCCACGCAGGAGGGAGGUGGUUGAUGAUCAUUGCUCCAAUCAUGAAGCCAACUCCAAUGGAUCCCAUAGCGCUCCAUGUCCAUAAGCCCAACCAAAUGCCCAUACCUCCACCGUGGCGUCGGACAUCAUUCUCGUCAACGACUUCUUGAUGUGGAUUUUCGCACUGCAAGGAGGCACCAAAGAGAUCGGUAAGAGUUGCUUUGAAGUUCAUGUUUGCAAAUCCAAGGCAGAAACCCAUCAAAGCUCGGGGGAAAAUAAGACCAAUUCUCCAGUAUCUGACGUAUGGAGAUCUGAUGGACCCAACUGCAACAGCUUGCGGGAAGAGUAACGGCAUAGCAAGGGCCAUGGAGCCAAGUAUGUAUGGUUUCCUUCCAUGAAGAAGAGGCAAUGGCCAGAAGAAGAAAGUUGGAAUAGACAAUCCGAGGUAGAAGAAGACGUUCCCAAGCAGACUAUAAUGGUGGAAGUCAACAAUGUAGUACUGAAUCGCAGGUACUUCUCCAGCGUAAAUACCCACCAAGAUACCCACAAGAGCUGUGCUGAUACAUGCAACAGUUGCAACAAAUCUCUUUCGUACUGGCUUCCAAUCUCUAGCAAUGGCAGGUUUCUUGUGUGAGCGAGCGAAGCUAAAACCUUUGUGUUGAUCCUCUCUCAGGCUGAGAUGGUUCUUUCUUGAGAGGUCAUAUUCUUCGUUGUUGUUGUGUUUGCGGCGUCUUGGCUUUUGUGUUUCUGGUAAAUCCUGGGGUGGGUCGUCUCUGAGUUCAUACCCUCCGCUAUUUGGAUCUUUUGAAGGAUCGUCUCCACCCACAUAGCCUUUUCCGUUAUAGCCUCCAUUGCCUCCUCCGCCACCGUCAUUUCCACCUCCAUUUCCAUUCGGAUUUCUAGAGUCGUAGCCUCGAUUUUCUUUGGAACCUUUAUCAGGGUAAUCUUCAUUGUCAUUUGCAGUUCUGGGAUCAUAUCUUCGAUUGUUAUCCUGCUCUUGCGAACGGUCGCCCCGAGUAUCUAUAUAGCGUGGAUUCCUGCGCGGUUGGUUUCCAGGUUGACCUGCGUGAACAAAUCCAAUACCAAAAUCCAGUGCCCCACUAGAAUCGGAAGCACCACCAGUGCUGGAACUGCAUGGGAUAGAUGGACCAUUAGUAGACAAAGGCUUUGCGAUGGCUUUCGUUUUCUCAAUUGUACACUUCUCAUUAUAAUCAUCAUCA